Molecule: messenger RNA, 6223 nt
Organism: Aquila chrysaetos chrysaetos
Lineage: Eukaryota; Metazoa; Chordata; Aves; Accipitriformes; Accipitridae
Gene: TRIM36
Product: tripartite motif containing 36
Exons: 10
Coding region: 201-2561 (786 amino acids)
Molecular function (GO): protein binding; zinc ion binding
Source: RefSeq, a predicted model, not a curated record
GCAAGCUGAGCGAAAUGUAUGGAUUCCUUUUGUUAAGAAGUACGGUUGCUUUCCUUUCACUAGGUCCUUGAGUGGAAUUUAGACUACUCCCCUCCUCUGCUUUCCUCCCCUGCAAUGCAGACAUGACCUAAAGAUGAACUGAGUUUGCCUAGUGGCAGCGUUCAUUUCAGUUGAAAUGAAUGUUGUCAGUGCUUUCAUAAAUGUUAAUUGAGAUUUGUUUGCAGUGUCAACCAGAGGAGUGCUUCAGACCAUCUAAAACUGUGUGCAACGAUUAUUCUACAGAGCUGGGCUUUGGUGGCAUACAGACAUGCAGCUGUGCCGUAAGUCUUGCUGGCUCACAUUUUCUGCGCUUACACUGGUUUCUCCCUCUUUCUGUCAUGAAGGUUACCAUUAAGGGUAUCGAAAGAGAGCUCAUCUGCCCGGCGUGCAAGGAAUUAUUUACCCAUCCACUGAUCCUUCCUUGCCAGCACAACGUCUGUCACAAAUGUGUGAAAGAAAUACUCUUCGCGUUUGAGGACACUUUUGCUGAUGGAGGCUCUGAAUCCUCUAAUCAGAGUAGCCCUCGAAUUAAAAUCUCUUCUUCUAGCAUGGACAGAAUCGACAGGAUUAGUAGAUCAGCCUCACAGAGGAGGUCUUUUGGGUGGAGAGGAUUUGGUGUCUACACAGGCAGAAAACGCAAUUCACUGACUCCUCGAUCGAGUCUAUUUCCUUGUCCGGGUUGCCAGCGGGAUAUUGAUCUUGGAGAACGUGGCAUCAAUGGCUUAUUUCGCAAUUUUACUCUGGAAACCAUUGUGGAAAGGUACAGACAGGCAGCCAGGGCAGCCAUUGCUAUUAUGUGCGAUUUCUGCAAACCUCCACCUCAAGAGUCCACAAAGAGCUGCAUGGACUGCAGUGCAAGCUAUUGCAAUGAAUGUUUCAAAAUACACCAUCCUUGGGGAACUGUCAAAGCCCAGCAUGAAUACGUAGGACCAACCACCAACUUCAGACCCAAGAUUUUGAUGUGUCCAGAACAUGAAAUGGAGAGGGUAAACAUGUACUGUGAACUCUGCAGAAGGCCUGUUUGUCAUCUUUGUAAACUGGGUGGAUGUCACGCAAACCAUAGAGUAACAACCAUGAGCACUGCCUACAAAACCCUUAAGGAGAAGCUUUCAAAAGAUAUCGAGUACCUCAUCAGUAAGGAGAGCCAGGUGAAAGCUCACAUCACACAGCUGGAUCUGCUGGUGAAAGAAACAGAGUGCAACAGUGAAAGAGCUAAAGAAGAAGCAUCUCAGAGUUUUGAGAAAUUAUCUCAUGUCUUGGAAGAGAAGAAAUCUGCAGCUCUUAAGGCAAUUGAAGCCUCUAAGAAUUUAAGGCUGGAAAAAUUGCAGACGCAAGCAGAAGAAUAUCAAGGGCUCCUGGAAAAUAAUGGCCUUGUAGGAUAUGCUCAAGAAGUGCUUAAGGAACCUGAUCCAUCUUUUUUUGUUCAAACAGCAAAACAACUUCAUGUCAGAAUCCAAAAAGCUACUGAAUCUCUGAAGAACUUCAGGCCAGCAGCUGAAACUACUUUUGAAGACUUUGUGGUGGACAUAGCCAAGCAAGAAGACAUCCUUGGUGACUUGGCCUUCCAUUCCAAUGGUCUAGAAACACCAGAAAUCAAUGAAGAGCAGAGCAGAGUCUACAACAAAGCUCUGAUCAGUUGGGAAUGCCCUGGGAAGACAGACUCAGCUGAUACCUAUGUUCUUGAGUAUCAUAAGCUUAAUAGAGAAGAGGAGAGUGCGACGUGGCAGGAGAUCAAAGUUUGCAGCAAGAGCAAAGUAAUAUCUGAUCUUGAUGACAACAGCAGCUAUGCCUUUAGAGUUCGAGGAUAUAAAGCGUCCAUCUGUAGCCCUUGGAGCCAAGAAGUUAUUUUGCAUACCCCUCCAGCUCCAGUUUUCAGUUUUCUUUUUGAUGACAAAUGUGGGUACAACAGCGAACAUCUCCUGCUGAACCCAGGAAGAACCUCUGUGGAAAGUAGGGCUGGAUUUCCUCUGCUGCUGGGAUCUGAGCACAUGCAGGUCGGAUGCUACACAACCCUCGAUUACAUCAUUGGUGACACUGGGAUUGCCAAAGGGAAGCACUUCUGGGCUUUUCAUGUGGAAGCCUAUUCCUACCUGGUGAAAGUGGGAGUUGUUUCUAGCAGCAAGAUACAGAAAUUGUUCCAUAAUACCCAUGAUGUGACCAGCCCAAGAUACGAGCAAGACAGUGGUCAUGACAGUGGGAGUGAAGAUGCCUUCUUUGACUCAUCACAGCCUGUCACACUGGUCACUUUAGGCAUGAAGAAGUUCUUUAUCCCCAUGACACCUGCUUCCCCCAAGGAUCCAGCAAGCAGAAUCCUCCCCCUGCCGUCGUGCUUGGGCAUCUGCCUUGACUGUGACAAAGGCAAGGUGGGGUUUUACGACGCAGGUUGUAUGAAAUGCCUUUAUGAAUCCAAGGUGGACUGCUCUGGCAUGAUGUACCCAGCAUUUGCCUUAAUGGGUGGCGCAGCGGUUCAUCUUGAGGAAGCUGUCACAGCAAGGUAUGGGGAGUACCACGAUGACAUCUAGUGCAGUAAUCUAUUCCCAUUGCUGUUCUGAGAUGGAAAAUGAGAGCAGAAGAAUUCUACCUUAGUUCUCAGUCCUGAUGAAUUACAUUCUACCUACGUGUUGCUCACAAGCCUCUGGGCCAUGGUUUUUUUGAACAAACAGUCCAGACACUUCCCACACCAGUGGGAAAUGUUCUUCCAGGAACUCUCCUGCCUUUCUUGUGAUCUGUGCAAUGCUGUUAUCCGCAGACUUUCUUCCCAGGGGGAAGCAGGGAAGAAGUUUGACUAGCAACCAAAAUUACUCUUCAGGGGUAGAAAUCUGCCUUUUAUGUAACUUAAAUCUACAUAGUCAGUUUUCCAUUGAAUGAAGUCAAAGCUGACAGCACGUGAUUGCUGUUCUCCUUUUAAGAAAUCUGCCUGAAUACCUCUGAAGGGUCAAAUGUUUUCCAGUUAACCCCUGAGCACCAGAGGUUGGGCCUUUCAGAUCGAGAUAACAUUUGCAAAAAUACAAUAUAAAGCAGGGAGAAAUCAGAACUGCAGCUGAACGUUUAGGCUCUCAGCACAUUGCUGGUUCAUGUCCAAUUUUUCAUCCACCAGGAUCCGCAAGUCCUUCUCUGCAGGGCUGCUCUCCAUCCCCCAGCCUGUACUGACACUGGGGACUGCCCAGACCCAAGUGCAGGACCUUGCAUGUGGCCUCAGUGAACCUCAUGAGGUUCACAUGGGCCCAUUCCUCAAACCUGUCAGCGUCCCUCUGGAUGGCAACCCUUCCCUCUAGCAAGUGAACUGCUCAGUUUGGUGUCAUCUGCAAACUUGCUGAGGGUGUACUCAAUCCCACUGUGUUGUUAACAAAGAUACUAAAUAAUACUGGUGCCAGUACAGACCCCUGAGGGACACCACUCAUUACUGGUUUCCACUUGGACAUUGAGCUGUUGACUGUAACUCUUUGGACGUGGCCAUCCAGCCAGUUCCUUUUCCACUGAACAGUCCAUCCAUCAAACCCGUCUCUCUCAAAUUUAGAGGUAAGAAUGUUGUGGGGGAUCUUACCAAAGGCCUUACAGACGUCCAGGUAUAUGACAUCUGUAGCUCUUCCCUUGCCCGUUGAUGCAUUCACUCCAUCACAGAAGGCCACUAACUGAGUGAGGCACAAUUUGCCCUUAGUGAACCCAUGUUGGCUGUCUCUAAUCACCUCCCUGUCUUCUGUACGUUUCAGUGUAUCUUCCAGGAGGAUCUGUUACAUGAUCUUACUGGGCACGGAGGUGGACUGCAUCUGUUUAUAGAAAUCUACAUAAAAAAACACUUGGGUACUUGCACUGUUAACUUGUGUUGUGGAAAAAUAAGGAUCUAAAGUGAAGGAUGUUUCUAAUACAUACUUGGUGCUUUCUAAUUUGGGGAUAUGCUUUCUAAUUUGGGGAUAGUGUUGCAUCUUGAUGAAUGUGUGUGAAGUAUGCUUACUAAGUACAUGUGUACAGCUGUAGAGCUAUGAAACGGGACCUGAAAAUCACAAUACACUUUAAUGAAUGUAGGUCAUAAUGCAAAACCUUUGUGUGCUUUGCUGUCUGAACUGUCGUACUGAUCUGACCUGGAGUCCAUCCCUCACAGUGUCCUCUCUCCUAAGCCUCUGUCUGGUGGCCACUGUCAGAAGAAAUUGGCAGACAUGGUAAUUGGCAGAAAUGUCAUCUGCGCCAAGGUGUGCUUGACAGCCCUUUCAGGGCUAGAAAGGCCCAGCAAGGGCAACUUCUUGUCUCGGCCUCACCUGCAAAUAUUUCUGCCUCAGUAAGGCUGUAUGGAAGUAUGUUCCAUGCCUUUAUUGUGUGCUUGUGUGAGAAACACUUUGAUGUCCCAGGCGGCAGGUGUGAAGCAGUGGAUAUCUUCUGAAACUUUAUCCUGCAGGAGAAAUGGCAAAUUGUCCCUCGCUAAUUAUUAUUUAGGCCAUUUCUUUUUGUAAUAGAUGGUUAUCAUAGCCUUUCUGUCCCAUUAUGCCUUCCCCUUCAUGUUUCCUCUUGCUGGAUGGAAGCCAUUCUGUACUGGUGAGCAUCCUGCUGCCCUUCUUUCUCCUCUUGCCUUCUGAGGCUGACUGAAGGAGCCCUCCAUACAGACACUCUGUUGCUGUGAAGGAUGACAAAAUUCUGGGUUUUCCCUUUUUUCCAUAGUCCUAAAACCAUAUUUGCCUUUUUGGUUGAUACCAAAUGUUAAGGUGACAUUACAAAGUUUCUUCUGCAGUGUUUUCCACGCAGUCCUGAUGGUUAGUUGUAAACAAGUUGUGCACAUACAGGGUUUCUCCACCUUGUGUGUUAUUUUGCAUUUGUUAAUGUUGAAUGUCAUCUGCUUGUUUACUUAGUCACUUAGUCCUGAGGGCCUCCUGCAGCUCUUCAGUCACUGCUAGAGCUGAAUGUUCCUGAGUAGCUUCAUAGGUAACACAAACAUGAUCAUUUUUUCGCUUGCUUUUCCAAAUCUUGGGGCAACUUAAGUUGUAGUGGGACGCAGCAAAUCUCUUUCUGCUGUUAAAAUUUAUUGUUCCUUCCACUUUUUUUCCCUGAGUCAUUUACUAAAUCAUGAUUAGCUAGUGAAGCACUGAAAACUUUUACAUGUUAGUACACUCUGUUGAGUAGAUGACUCAUGUUCUUGUGUGUGUGAGCCCAGUAGUCAGAUAAACCCAGGAGACAGGAUUCUCUCUUCAGUAGCUGUGAUUUCUCCCAUUGUAUAAUCACCAUUUGUCCGUUCAUCUACCAAACCUGGUAACGGCUUAAAGCUACAGAUUACAGGGCUGAACUUUCUGGUUUGUUUUUGCUAGACCAAAUCUCCUUCCACAGACAAAUGUAUCAUUUUUGAUUCCUCUGUUUCAGAAAUGGGUCUAAGUUAAGAGGUUUUUGUCACGGUUAGCACUCCACGGUUCCACGUUUGGAUUCUUUAUAAGCAUCUGGACCAAUAUCACCAGGCUUUGGCCUUUCAUUACUUUAUGGAAAUAUUAAUAAACUGAACACUCUAUCUUAGAAGGAAGACAGUCUCUCAGACUCAUUUAUUUAAAAAAAAAAGAUUAAAUUUUACUGAUUUGAGAACACAGAAGUGAGAAAUUAAAAAUUUAGGGGUUUUUUUCCUACUAUAGCUUUACCUUACAUUCAUUUGAGAUGUGCUCUGCUAUGCAAUUACUUAUUCUACUGGACAGAGACUGACACUACCUUAAACAUUUAUCUAAUCUACCUUUUGAUAUGUCUGUUUGCAUUUAUCUCAUUCCGAGUUUAAAUGAUUUGGCUUUUGGUGUUACUUGAAUAUUUAGGAUGCAUUCAUUACGGUACUCUAUGGUGCUUACUCCAGCUUAUUAAAUAACACAGUCAGAGGCACUGAAAACACUGUCAGAUUUUUUCCACUGCAAUGGAACUGUCACCUUUCAGAAAUACAGUUCAGCAGUACUUGCCUAUCCAGAUACUUAUUUUUCCAGAACAAGUUUCUUCCUAUGAAACAGCACUUUACAAUGUAGACUAAGCUAAGAAUGGUGUGGUAUUGUGUGGAUCUUUGUGCAAUAUAGCUGUUUGGUGAGUACUGUGUGAUGUGCAAAGCUCCAUGCAAGUGUGAAUCAUGUAGACCACUUUCUAGAUAUCUAAAGCUUUAACAAAAAGGCCUUGUUUAAACAUAUUCUGAAAUGUAAAUGUGAUGUCUCUUUUUUUUUUAAUAAAAGCUGAAAAUACA